Molecule: messenger RNA, 1148 nt
Organism: Elaeis guineensis (African oil palm)
Lineage: Eukaryota; Viridiplantae; Streptophyta; Magnoliopsida; Arecales; Arecaceae
Product: 20 kDa chaperonin, chloroplastic
Biological process (GO): positive regulation of superoxide dismutase activity
Cellular component (GO): chloroplast; mitochondrion
Molecular function (GO): protein-folding chaperone binding; transition metal ion binding; ATP binding
Source: RefSeq, a predicted model, not a curated record
UACCAGAACCAAACUCUCAGAUAAAGGGAGACACUUUGCCGGACCCUCCGGACUUCUAGGGUUUAUCUUCUUCUUCGUAUUCUGCCUUUGAAUCAACUGAGAUAAGUUCAGAUUUUGAGAAAAAUUCCAGUCUGCAUAGCUCUUCUAAGGUUGUCACCUCAAUUCUCCAAACAUUUGUGAGUAUAUCCAAUAUCCAUGGCGUCACUGCAGUUCUCUGGGCCCGGAGUGGCAGCUGUGAAGAGGGGCCUGCCUUCCUUUGAUGGGCUCCGCAUUUCACCCUCUACGUUUAGGGUCUCUUCCUCUGUGGGAGCUUGUGGGCUGGGGCUCGACCGGAGGUGCUUCCCGGGGCUAGUCGUCAAGGCCGCUACUGUUGUUGCUCCAAAGUACACUUCCAUCACACCUAUAGGUGAUAGAGUGCUAGUCAAGAUCAAGACUUCUGAGGAAAAGACCACUGGAGGUAUAUUGCUUCCAUCGUCUGCUCAAUCAAAACCACAAGGAGGUGAAGCUGUUGCAGUUGGAGAGGGAAGAACCAUUGGCAAGAAGAAAAUAGAAAUUGGUGUUCAGACCGGAACCCAAGUCAUAUAUUCCAAAUAUGCUGGGACAGAGUUGGAAUUCAAUGGAUCCAACCAUCUUAUUCUGAAGGAAGAUGACAUUGUGGGUGUUCUUGAUACAGAUGAUGUCAAAGAUCUCAAGCCCCUGAAUGAUCGUGUUCUGAUUAAGGUUGCAGAAGCUGAGGAGAAAACUGCUGGUGGCUUGCUUUUGACAGAGGCAACAAAGGAAAAGCCUUCAAUUGGGACAGUGAUUGCAGUAGGCCCUGGUCCAUUGGAUGAAGAAGGCAAUAGAAAGCCAUUGACCAUCACCCCAGGGAGCACCGUUCUGUACUCCAAGUAUGCUGGUAAUGAAUUUAAGAGUGCUGAUGGCUCUGAUUACAUUGUUUUGAGGGCAUCUGAUGUUAUGGCUGUUCUCUCAUGAGCUUGUCAUUAUCUAAUCAUAAGAGGCACAAGGUUUUGGGUGAGUCAAACAGUAAGAUCCUGUUGCAUUAUGUGUGAUGUGCUUCAUGUUAUUUUGUAGUCAGAUUUGCAAGCUGUUCAGUGUUAUUAAAAGAAACAUUUUGAGCAAAAUGGUUGCCAAUCGAAACUCCAUUAUUA